UUGUUUCAUAAGGAAAAAUUCCUUGCACAUAAUUUUCAUUUAUUAUGUACGCAACGAUAUUCAUCUAGAUAAAAUAGAUAUUUAUGUUUUAGUAUGUAGUUUUUAAAGCUGAAAAAAAACCAUUUUUUUCUUAAUCUUUAGUGGAUUUUCUUGGUAAAUUUUUCAAAUACAUUUUGCUUUAUCCGAAAAAAUCUGCGGAAAAAUUAAAAAACUCUGAUUUUUUUCGAGCUUUUAAAACUAGGUAUAUUUUUUAUACAGUUAUAAUUGUUUACUCAAGUUUUUGCUUUUGUUUUGCGCUUCGUGAAAUGAAAUGUAUGAUAUCGCGAUCGAUCACAAUACUUUUCCUCGUGUUGAGCACCAAAUCGCUGACAGAAGGAAUAGACAUCAACAAUUAUUUCCUACUGAUCAACGAUGUUCACAGAUAUUAUCGCACAUCGUGUAUUAUUUUCGUGAGAUCUGACAAAUACGAUUUGAACAUGACGGCACCGGUGUAUACGUGGUCUUACAAACUCUCACAGCAGCGAGUCAUGACUGCAACCAGAACUUUCUCGGACUUGACGAGCGAGUACGAUAGGUACCAGAAGAAUAUCACGCGGCCGUUGUUCGUCGUUCUUCUCGAUACCGAAGAGACCAUGAUCGAGUUUAGCGUGACCACGAAGACCAUAAAACCUAUGUCUUUUCCCUUCUGGCUCGUUAUGUUUCUUCAGUUUCCUGGAAAUCCUCUCGAAAAGUACUGCAAACACCCUACCAAUAAUGUAUUCAACGUGGACUUCGGUACCCAGAUGCUAGUCCUGUGCUACGAUCGCCCAAAUUUGAUCGAGUGGUACGCCAUUCGUGAUAAUCGUACCAGAACGUUCGAUCUAGCUACGUGGUCUCCCGACACAGGUAUGAUUUUGAGGACGCUGGAGCAUAUCUACGUCAGGAGAAGCGACAUGUUCGGCGACGUAAUGCGCGUGGGGUCAGUAAGCAACUCACCACUGAUCUCGCACGAGAAUCAUACGCUUGGCGGAAUGUUUGGUGCGCUGCUGACUGGUGCGCUGCUGACAGAACUUAGCAAAGUGAUGAAUUUUACGGUAAAAGUUCUGGAUCCAUUAGAGGGAUUUGGCGCGUUGAAUGAGCACAGGACAGGUUGGACAGGUGUAGUUGGUCAAAUACUAACCAACGAAGCCGAUUUUGGCGUCUCCUCGUUUACGAGGACAAUCGAGAGACAAGAUGUCGUUGACUUUACGGUAACAUUGAUACGGUCGAAGUACUACCUCUUUUAUAAGCAGGCAGAUAUCGAUGACGUGACCUGGUCCACGUACUUUAGAACAUUCAGCUUUGAAGUGUGGAUAUCAAUAGUAAUAUUAAUAAUAAUCGCUACAAUUAUUUUGACUAUUAUGAAGACAAAGCGAUUUUCGACGACUUCAAUAUUCGAAAACUAUACUAAAGUUUGGGGCAUUUAUUGUCAGCAGAGUCUACCAGAUUUUCCCAAAGAGUCACCAAUGAGAUUGGUUUUUCUUUCGGUCUAUGUUUCAUCGAUAACAGCUAUGGCCAUGUAUUCCGCUUCGGUAAUCAGCUCUCUCGCGACUUCUACGCCUAAAUUGCUUUUUUCUUCUAUGGAAGAUUUCGUUAACGAUGGUUCUUACAAAUUUCUCGUAGCGUUAAACAGCGCCGAGUACGAACUUCCUAAAAAUACCAAGGAUGCCGUGUUCAUUAAACUGUAUACAUUAAGGGAUAAAAAAAAGUAUUUACCUUCGUCGUUGUUGGAAGGACUUAAACAAAUAUGCAAUCGAGAACGCGUGGCGUUUUACACAACGGAGUUUCACAAAGAAUCUUUGCAUUAUAAAAUGCAAUGUACGACAGGACGUGUUUCUACUGGAAGAUAUUCUAAUAUAGGAUUUAUAUUAGCAAAAGGAAGUCCUUACACUAGUUUUAUAAAUUAUCACCUUCGGCGAUUUAGAGUUCAAGGUGUUAUCAGCAAGUUGAAGAAUGAACAUAUGCGAGCAAAUGUUCCUCUAAGUGAGACUAUUUUCGAAAAUGUUAAUUUGCAAGCAGUAGCGCCAAUUUUGACCAUAGUGAUAGGAAGUAUGAUCCUAGCACUAUUUAUCUUGAUAAUCGAGAAACUGUAUUAUUCGUUUAAAACUCGAUCUGAAAACAACAAACUGUUCAUUAAAAAAUUUAGUAAUAAUCUCAAAGUAAAGAAUAAAUUUCAAAAGAGUAACAUUGAUUUAAAUCUAAUGCUUAAAGAAUUUUAUUAUAAUAGACCAUUUGGAUAUUUGCCAUAACAAAAAAAAAAGAAUUGCUUUGAAUGUUAGGUAUAUACAAGAACGUAAAAUAAUAUUUGCGAUAUGUAAUCACGUUUAUUAAUUUAUUUAGUAUUUUCUUACAUAUCAUUAAAUUGCUCACAGAUCUUUGUAUGGGCUGUUUCAAUUACCUUUUAAAUUCUGGAUAAUAAAUAUUGAACAGAUUUUGGUUUCACGAUCUAUUAAUAAUAAAUGCAAGUUGAAUAGUUGCUAUUGACACACUAACAACACUCUGACUUGUAUUUAUUAUACCGUAUGUAUUAUGUAAAAAAGGUUUUUAUUAUAUUAUAAUAGCUUUAUUUUCUUAUAUUAUAAUACUAAAUUGUAUACUGUAAAACAUAAAUUCAUAAGAUGUUUGAUUGUAAGAACUAAUAUAUUGGAAUUUGUUUUAAAUGCUUUUAUGCUCGAGUCCCAUUUAGUAAAAAGGAAAAAAAAGUAAAUAGAUUGUGUAUAGGAUUAUUAUCGAAUACGCUAUGUUAAAUUUUAAAGCCUUUCCGAUCAUCAAUUUAAAUUGCAUUGAAAGCUUAAUAAUUUAUUAUUAACCAUUAUACAUUUAUAGACAGUUGUAACAGGUUUUGCUUCUUGAAUAAUUAAACUGUUCAUGAUAAACGAGGCAUAUACACAGACAU
This is a messenger RNA of Solenopsis invicta (red fire ant), 2914 nucleotides long. RefSeq names its product glutamate receptor 1-like. The record is from RefSeq and is a predicted model, not a curated record. Lineage: Eukaryota; Metazoa; Arthropoda; Insecta; Hymenoptera; Formicidae. Gene Ontology annotation, molecular function: glutamate-gated receptor activity. The transcript has 8 exons. Gene Ontology annotation, cellular component: membrane. Bases 306 to 2267 code for a protein of 653 amino acids.